Wyeomyia smithii (pitcher-plant mosquito) is the source of this 1136-nucleotide messenger RNA. RefSeq names its product aminoacyl tRNA synthase complex-interacting multifunctional protein 1 (gene AIMP1). The transcript is spliced from 2 exons. The record is from RefSeq and is a predicted model, not a curated record. Bases 111 to 1073 code for a protein of 320 amino acids. Lineage: Eukaryota; Metazoa; Arthropoda; Insecta; Diptera; Culicidae. Gene Ontology annotation, molecular function: tRNA binding.
CUUCCUUUAAGUUUGACAUUCGUUCGGAAAAUUGAAAACAUUAUGACGUUCAAAUUUCUCCACGUUUCGUUAGAGUACAAUAGUUUUUUAACUAAAAGAGUUGGAUUUGAAUGCUUAACACCCGUUUCCUGUUGAUACACAAGGCAAUUUCUGCACGAAUUCUAAGCCGUAAACUUUUUAUCAGGAUGGAGAGCCUCGAGCGUGUCAUCUCUAAUAACGCUGCUGCGGAGCAAUUGUUACAAUCCCUCAAAGAAGAACUUAAAACCAUAAACGAUAAAAAAGUCAGUCGUCGUAUUGAAGAGUUGAAGGUGGAAAAUGAUGCACUAAGGAAACAAGUCGAGAGCGCCCGUAAAAAGCUUAUCGAUUUGGAGACUCAAAAUGGUAAAAAGCAAAUUCCGGUACCAGGAAUUUCUACUGAUGUUACUCCUAUCGUUGAUGUGAAAGUUGAGCCUGAACAACCGAAAGUUGUACAGGCCAGUCAACAAUCAAACGAAACUAAACCACCGAAGGAGAAGAAGGCUAAAAAAGAAAAACCUAAGGACGAAUCUAAACCAUCUGCUAGUGGAACCGACGAACCCCCUAUUGACGUAGGACGUCUAGAUAUGCGUGUUGGAAAGAUAGUCGAAGUGUCGCGACAUCCUGAUGCUGACAGUUUGUAUCUGGAAAAAAUAGACUGUGGUGAGAGCGCUUCCCGAACCGUAAUAUCUGGUUUGGUUAAAUUUAUUCCCAUCGAAGAAAUGCAAAAUCGACUGGUUGUGGUACUAUGCAAUCUUAAACCAGCCAAAAUGCGAGGAAUUUUGUCUGAAGCGAUGGUUAUGUGUGCUUCGUCACCGGAUAAAGUCGAGAUACUUGCCCCUCCCGAGAACUCAGUACCCGGGGAUUUGGUCCAUGUCGAGGGAUACCCACGUAUGCCGGAUGCUGUUAUGAAUCCGAAAAAGAAAAUUUUCGAAACCGUCGCACCAGACUUGCGUACGAACGACCUCUUGGUGGCGUGUUACAAGGACAGCCCGUUUCAGGUACCAGGAAAAGGCGUAGUUAAGGCUCAAACAUUGAAAAAUGUUAAUGUGAAGUAGGAGAGAUGUUUUAGGAAUAUACUGAGUUUUCUGAUAAAUCGUAGAUAUUUGCAAACCUUGCAA